AUGACUGCAGGCAUGAGCACGGCAGGCGUACAUCGGGGCUUCCUGAGGAAAUAUGGGGGCUUCAUGUUUAAACAGUGGAAGGAGAAGUACCUGGUUCUGACAAUAGAGGGCAGCCUAUUGGUGUGCCGUGAUGCUGGGUCUCCACCAGACCAGGUGGUGGCGCUACAGACCCACUGUGAGUCCAUAGUAGAGGGAAGGGAAAUCCUGGACCUGCCCAAGUUGCCUCCAGGGGGCAGAAGGGACUGCUGCUUCGCCCUCAUCCUGCCUCAGGACAAGUUCCUCCUGCUGCUCUCAGACAACCCUGAUGACUGCAAUCUGUGGCUGACGUUGAUCAGGAAAGUGAGAGAGGGUGUCACCUCACCCUUAACCCUUCAGAGACAGCGAAGCAUCGCUCCCUGCAUCACAGACAGAGACCCCUUGCCGGACUCCUCCAGUGACAAAGACCCCGGGUCACCCAGAGUCAGCGAUGGCACCCCUCCUGUGUCCCGUGUCACUGAGCGGGGGGGCUCCUUCAGAGAGAGAGGCCAGAGUCCAGCCAGUGGAGCACGGCGACCUCUGCGUAGUGUCUCCGUGGCCCCCCCCCAUCGUGUGUCGGAUUGUCUUCGCCACGGCAACAGCAGUGAUGCUCGGGCGGUGAGGGCGGUGUGCCUGCUGAUGGGAGGAGCGGCAGCCUCCUCUGCUCUGGGCUACCUCAACUCCUGCACCCCCUCCUCCCCGCUCAACAGCAGAGCCACAGAGAUCACCCACAGCACAGGGGGCUUCUCAGAGCUCCCCACAGGAAGCUCCUUCCACGCCUGCAGCCAGGAUGUCGACUCCCCACACUUCAACAGCUUUGACUUCGAAGGAGACUCCGACUUUGAUGCGUUUGACUGUGGAGGAUUUGCUUUUUAAGGGAAAAAACCCUCUUUUAAAGACCUUUUACUAUCAUCAGAAUCCUUGUGUUAGUAUCUCUUCACAAAAGGGCAUUGUUAAUUAUUAAUUAUUUGUUUGGAAGUCUGUUCUUCUAAUAUAUAUAUUAAUGAAGGUGAUCUUCCUGGGUUUGAGCCCAUGCUCCUCAGGUAAAUGAUUCAUGAUCAUGAUUUGCUCUGAACAAUGUGUCUGUGUUGUAUCACUCUUUCCACGCCACAGAACGGCUUGAGGUUAAUUGGGUGAACGGUUACAUGAUUCCAAACUACACAAAUGCCAUUUAUAAGGCCAUUUAUGAAGAACUCUUAACCCCAAGUCCAAAAAGCAUACUACACACUGAUUCUAAUCAUGUUUUGAGUAUUGAGUAUGUAAGUAUUGUACGUACGUAUUGCACACUAUUUUCCCACAAUGUAGUGAGUUGAGGGAAAGGCGGAGGUACUCGUGGGGCAACAGUGAAUGAGAAGUUCAUAAGAUGCAUCUUUUUUUGGUAUUUGUGCACAGGAUGUGUUUAAAGUUGUAAGGCAGCAGAAGAUGUCUAGAAGUAGGUCACAUGACACUAAUCAGCUGACAUAUUGCAUCAUUUCCAGUCAGUGCAGUAUGUUGAAUUUCUUUCAUUCCAACAGUCAAAAUAAUAUACUGUAGAAAUGAGGCACUGCAGGUACUGUUAGGUGUUAGUACGUAGUGUGAUUUUGGGACACAUGCAGCUUCAGAGUGACAGCGAUAGUGUUUGCUCCACUGUGCAUCUCAUCUUUUUUUCACUGUAUUUGUUUUUAAUACUUUUUUAAAUUUGACCACUGUGAUGAUUUUGUUGUCAUCUAUUUGUUGUCCAUUCCAUUGUUUCGCUCUAUUUCCCUCUGACCUGUUUUCUGAAAUCACGCCCCACUCCACCCCCCACCCUCCUGUACCACACUGACAUGCAGUCCAAAGGUGAGCUCUGAAUAA
This is a messenger RNA of Myripristis murdjan (pinecone soldierfish), 1848 nucleotides long. RefSeq lists its product as uncharacterized. The transcript is spliced from 5 exons. Lineage: Eukaryota; Metazoa; Chordata; Actinopteri; Holocentriformes; Holocentridae. Gene Ontology annotation, biological process: regulation of cell differentiation. Gene Ontology annotation, cellular component: membrane. The record is from RefSeq and is a predicted model, not a curated record. The coding region runs from base 1 to 891 and encodes 296 amino acids.